Mizuhopecten yessoensis (Yesso scallop) is the source of this 1642-nucleotide messenger RNA. RefSeq lists its product as uncharacterized. The coding region runs from base 276 to 1589 and encodes 437 amino acids. The record is from RefSeq and is a predicted model, not a curated record. Lineage: Eukaryota; Metazoa; Mollusca; Bivalvia; Pectinida; Pectinidae. The transcript is spliced from 2 exons.
AAUAACACAUCAGAAAUAGAUACAGGACUUUGCAGCUCUCUAGAAGAAACAAAUAGGAAUUAAUGGGUCCAUAAUUAACUUCAUGUUAAACCCGAACAUCACGAGGAGAAUACGUAUGUAUUGUAUGGGAUAUAAAGAUAAGGACAGAUUUCGUACCUAAGCACCAACAUUGUCACCGAGUAGUUUUCUUCUAAGAAUCAACUUUAGGCUUGUACAUAAUAGACACGUUAGUAUACAUUGCAAUUUUUCUUAUAUCCACUCCAAAAAGUGUCUGCAUGCAUAUGUGUCAGCCCUUAUCGAGUAUAAAGUAUCAUCGGCUUUCCGAGAGUUACAUAAGGGUUAGUCUAUUUCGCAAAAUCCGAUGUACGCCGCAGAUAUUACUGUCGACAUCGUGGCAAGUUUUACAACUACAGUUUAUGUAUACCAUUUAUUCGGAAAAAAGGGCCUCACUUACAACUGUUGUCGUUUACUGCAAUGUCUCCUCACUUACAACUGUGGUCGUUUACUACAAUGUAUCUUAUCGUUCAACUGUUGUCGUUUACUGCAAUGUCUCCUCAUUUACAACUGUGGUCGUUUGCUGCUAUCUCUCCUCAUUUACAACUGUAGUUGUUUACUGCUAUGUCUCUUAUUGUACAACUGUUGUCGUUGUCUGCAAUGUCUCCUCAUUUACAACUGUAGUCGUUUGCUGCUAUCUCUCCUCACCUACAACUGUAGUUGUUUACUGCAACGUCUCAUCACUUACAACUGUAUUUGUUCACUGCAAUGUCUCUUAUCUUACUACCGUUGUCGUUUACUGCAAUGUUUCUUUUCGUAAAACUGUUGUCGUUUACUGCAAUGUCUCUUUUCGUAAAACUGUUGUCGUUUACUGCAAUGUCUCUUUUCGUAAAACUGUUGUCUUUUACUGCAAUGUUUCUUUUCGUAAAACUGUUGUCGUUUACUGCAAUGUUUCUUUUCGUAAAACUGUUGUCGUUUACUGCAAUGUCUCUUAUCUUACAACUGUAGUUGUUUUAUUGCAAUGUCUCCUCACUUACAACUGUUGUCGUUUACAGCAAUGUCUCUUAUCUUACAACUGUAGUCGUUUACUGCAAUGUCUCAUCACUUUCAACUAUUGUCGUUUACAGCGAUAUCCUUAUCGUACGACUGUUGUCGUUUACUGCAAUAUCUCUUAUCUUACAACUGUUGUCGUUUACUGGAAUAUCUUUCCGCAUACAUGUGUUGUCGUUUACUGCAAUAUCUCCUCCCUUACAACUGCUGUCGUUGUCUGCUAUGUCUCAUAUCUUACACCGGUAGUCGUUUUCCGCAAUGUCUCUUAUCUUACGACUAUAGUCGUUUGCUGCAAUGUUUCUUCGCUUACAGCUGUUGUCGUUUACUGCAAUGUCUCUUAUCUUACAAUUGUUGUCAUUUGUUGUAAUGUCUCCUCACUUACAACUCUUGUCGUUUACUGCAAUGUCUCCUCACAUACAACUGUAGCCGUUCACCGUAAUGUCUCUUAUCUUACGACUAUGAUCGUUUUCUGCAAUGUCUUCCCACAUACAACUUUUGUCGGUUACUGCAAUGUAUCUUAUCGUACUAUUGUAGUCGUUUACUAAAAUGUCUCUUAUCUUACAACUGUUGUUGUUUACUGCAAUGUCUCUUAUCUUAA